ACACAAUCGGCAAUACGUAUCAAGUAUUUUAAAAAAUAAAACGAUUUGAUUUUUAAUAAAAACAUAUCAAAAUUUUUAAAAACUGAUAGAAAUAAAUUUCAUUUCAAUAAGAAAACCUUUAAUAUUUGGUAGACUAUAAAAUUGUUUUAUGUUGUAUGCUUUAUGCGGGUCAUAUACCGUUCCCGCCAAUUAGGCAAACCCCGAGUAAAAUGGAAGUAGCAGACACGGAUUUUGAGAUCGUACCAAAUAAAAGAGCAAAAUCCUCAAUUUGGAAACAGUUUGGUCUGAAGAAAAGGAAGUCAGAUGGAAGGAUUGAGGAAAGUGUUGCGAUUUGUAAACUAUGUGACUCUGUGAUCAAGUGUGCGGGAGGUGGCACUUCUAAUCUUACAGCCCAUUUACGCCGUCACCAUCCACUACAAGUUACAAGUACUGCUACAGCUACCUCUGAAAAAAGUAACGCCGCGUCCCAUGGUUUUCAGCCACAAUCUCUGACUGUAGCUGGGAUGUUCGCUAAUAGACAGCUUUAUAAAUCUUCAUCACCCAAAGCAGUGGACAUUACGCAAAAAAUUGCUAAAUUUUUGGUCAAGGACCUUAGACCUUACAGAAUGGUUGACAGCCCAGAGUUUAGAGAUAUUAUCAAUGCAUUGAACCCGAGAUACCAAGUUCCAUCUCGAAAACAAUUUAGUGAGGCCAUCAUCCCUAAAAUGUACAACGCAGUGAAGGAAAAUGUACUAAAAACCUUGUCAUCAGCAACACAGGUGGCAAUCACUAGUGAUGGAUGGACCUCGAGGUCAACCGAGUCAUAUGUCACUGUCACGGCAACCUUUGUUGAUGCAAAUUGGGAGAUGCAGAAUUAUGUUCUUCAAACCAGGCCCAUGCCAGAAAGUCAUACAGCUGAAAAUGUGGCAUCUGUCAUCAGGGAGGCCUGUAAAGAAUGGAAACUUCCAAGUCCUCUUGGUCCUCCGCCACUGGUGUCUGACAAUGCAGCAAAUAUGUUAAAAGCAGGGCAGAUAAUUGGGUGCAUUCACAUAGGAGGUUUAGCUCACACUCUGAAUUUAGCAGCACAACGUUCCCUGAAAGUGAAAACUGUCUCUAAUCUGUUGGCCCGUAUCAGAACCAUUGUUGCAUUUUUUCAUCGCAGCACUGUGGCAGCAUCAGUUUUAAAAGCCAAGGCAGAACUGUUGGCUAUCCCAAACCACAAACUCAAAAUUGAUGUGUGUACCAGAUGGAAUUCUACCUUUGAUAUGAUUGAGAGAUUUCUAGAAAUGCAGGCUGCUGUCAUAGCUUCACUUAGAUGCAAGGAAUUAUCACAUAUUAAGAACAAGGAUAUAAGCAACCUAAGUGAUGAGAGUGUCUCUCUGGCAGAAAACAUUGCAGCUUGUUUGAAACCCUUAAAGGACAUGACCACUAUGCUCUGCACUGAAUCCACUCCAACUCUUUCUGUGAUUAUGCCACUUCAUCGACAGCUCAUCACCAACAUUCUAGUCGCAAAAGAGGAUGAUUCCCACACAGUUGUGGAGAUGAAGAAGCUUAUGAAAAAUGAUUUGGAAUCAAGGUAUGCAGACAAGAAAGACUUUCUCAACAUGGUGUCAGCCAUUGAUCCUCGUUUUAAAUCUUUACCAUAUCUCACUGAUGAAGAAAAGACAGAUGUGUUUGACCAUGUCACGCAGGAAGCAGUACGUCUAGCAGGAGCCAAAUUGAAACCAUUUGUUGUGAAAACAGAAAAAGAAGAUGAAAACACAUCUACGAUUGUUCAGCCUAACUUGCCCUUAUUGCCUGCGCUUCCUGGUGAUUCAGAAAUUCAGAUUAAAAAUGAAACAGUUGUUGAAACCAGCAGCAAGACAGGAACAUUUGCAGAUUCCUCCUGUGUCUUGCAUGACAUUUUGGGUGAUGUAUUUGUUACUUUAGUAGAGCCACCAAAAUCAUCCCUUGAGUUAGUACAGAUGGAAGUCAUCAAUUAUAAGAGUGAGCCAUCAAUUCCACUAAAGGCCAAUCCUUUAAACUGAUGGCGUGACCACAAGACCAAAUAUCCACAGCUGUGUGAUCUAGCUAAAUCUUUCCUCUGUAUCCCAGCCACAAGUGUGCCUUCAGAGAGGGUGUUCUCAACUGCAGGAGACAUUAUAACUGCACAACGGGCUAACCUUAAAGGAAAGCAUGUGGACACUCUGAUCUUCUUGAAAAAAAAUAUGAUAUAAGAUCAUAUAGAUUUAAAACAGUUCAAUUAAUCCAUCCAUUUACCAAUGUUCAUUGUUUAUUAUAGUUUGUUACUUUUGCGGGUUUUUUUUAUAUUCUUUUGUUUAUAAUAGUCAUUCCUGUUGAUUCUAGUCAUGAUACAGAGACACUGCUGUAUACUAAGUAUAUACUAUAUACUUACUUUUAUGUUGAUACUGGUUUCAAAAUAAAAUUUGACAAUAUAUUUCUCUUUUUAUAUUGCAUCGAAUAAAUUAAAUACCAUUUGCAAUCAAUUAACUAUUACCUGCUAAUUAUAUACAAUGAAUCACAACUAAAAAACGAUAAAAAUUAAAUCAUAUUACUUAAAGGUAAAAUGUGCGGUAUACCGUGGUAUGUACCGCGGUAUUGUGCAAAUACCAUGGUAUACCGCGGUACUUUUUUUUUUGGCGGUAC
Ostrea edulis (European flat oyster) is the source of this 2625-nucleotide messenger RNA. RefSeq names its product E3 SUMO-protein ligase ZBED1-like. The record is from RefSeq and is a predicted model, not a curated record. The transcript has 3 exons. Gene Ontology annotation, molecular function: DNA binding. Bases 156 to 2006 code for a protein of 616 amino acids. Lineage: Eukaryota; Metazoa; Mollusca; Bivalvia; Ostreida; Ostreidae.